AUCAAUGGCCAUCCGAAACUGGACAGGCACCGUGAGCACCCUCCUGGUUAUGACAGCUCUUCUACCAUGAUGAGCAGUGAGCUGGAAUCCAGCAGCUUCAUUGACUCCGAUGAUGAUGACAACACAAGCAGGUUGAGCAGCUCCACUGAGCAAAGCACUUCAUCCCGGCUCAUACGGAAGCACAAACGCAGGAGGAGGAAACAAAGGAUGCGGCAGAUUGACAGGUCGUCUUCGUUCAGCAGCAUCACUGAUUCUACCAUGUCCCUAAAUAUCAUCACUGUCACACUCAACAUGGAAAAGUAUAACUUCCUGGGAAUCAGCAUUGUAGGACAGAGCAAUGACCGGGGUGAUGGUGGCAUUUACAUUGGCUCUAUUAUGAAAGGAGGGGCUGUGGCAGCAGAUGGCCGAAUUGAACCAGGAGACAUGCUUCUGCAGGUGAACGACGUCAAUUUUGAGAACAUGAGCAAUGAUGAUGCAGUACGGGUUUUACGGGAAAUAGUCUCCAAACCAGGACCUAUCAGCCUAACAGUAGCCAAAUGCUGGGACCCUACUCCCAGGAGUUAUUUCACCAUCCCCAGGGCUGAACCAGUGAGGCCAAUUGACCCUGCAGCGUGGAUCUCUCAUACCACAGCCAUGACGGGAGCGUACCCCCGUUACGGUAUGAGCCCCUCCAUGAGCAUCACCACAUCUACCAGCUCCUCACUAACAAGCUCAAUUCCCGAUUCGGAAAAGUUAGAAGAAUCUCCCUUAACUGUGAAGAGUGACAUGGCUACUAUUGUCAAGGUUAUGCAGCUACCAGACUCAGGCCUUGAAAUCCGGGACAGGAUGUGGUUAAAAAUCACCAUCUCCAAUGCAGUGAUAGGAGCAGAUGUGGUUGACUGGCUUUAUACACACGUGGAAGGCUUCAAAGACCGACGGGAGGCUAGGAAAUACGCCAGCAGCAUGUUAAAACACGGCUACCUCAGGCACACUGUGAACAAAAUCACCUUCUCAGAACAGUGCUAUUACGUCUUUGGAGACCUCUGUGGCAAUAUGGCUGCACUGAACCUUAACAAUGGUUCCAGCGGAGCCUCGGAUCAGGACACCCUCGCUCCACUUCCACAUCCUGCUGCUCCCUGGCCCUUAGGCCAAGGAUACCCGUAUCAGUAUCCUCUGCCCCCUCCAUGUUUCCCACCAGCAUACCAAGACCCAGGCUUUAGCUAUGGUAGCGGCAGCGCAGGGAGCCAGCAAAGUGAAGGAAGCAAAAGCAGCGGCUCGAACCGAAGCAACAGCGAGAACAGCAGGAGAGCUCUUGGCAGAGAGAAGGACCGCAAAUCGGCUGGCAGCGGCAGCGAGUCCGACCACACCGCCCGCAUGAGAGGCUCAACAUCUGCCUGUGCUCUGCAGCUGAGCUUGACGUUCGUGCAUACCUGCGAGCAGCUUUCAACGAGGACUAACAGCCUGGCAGGAGUAGGUACACAGGAAAGGCUGAAGAAAGUCUGUGGCAGUGAAAGUCAGCUGGAGGAUACGUCCUGUUACAAAGACAUGAGCUGGAACAAGUUUUCCUGCCUGCAGACCCAGGAGAUGAAUCUGCUGAUGGAACCCAUCAGAGUAUUGAGCUGUUUCUUGUGA
Messenger RNA from Mesitornis unicolor (brown roatelo), 1611 nucleotides. It is a transcript of the gene DVL1, whose product is annotated as dishevelled segment polarity protein 1. Gene Ontology annotation, molecular function: frizzled binding. Gene Ontology annotation, cellular component: cytosol. The transcript has 13 exons. The record is from RefSeq and is a predicted model, not a curated record. Bases 67 to 1611 code for a protein of 514 amino acids. Gene Ontology annotation, biological process: canonical Wnt signaling pathway; intracellular signal transduction. Lineage: Eukaryota; Metazoa; Chordata; Aves; Mesitornithiformes; Mesitornithidae.